CUGAAACCAUAACAGCGUGUGGCCUUUCGAAUUUUUUUCAAGUUAUAAAACACUCACGUUCGUAACAAGGACUUAUUACAAUUUGUGUUUGAAAGAUGGUUUACAACUACACUAGACCUCGUGGUCCGAUCGCCGCAAUGUAUAGCAGCCCAGGACCAUGUUAUGCGCUUCCUAGUUUGGUUGGCUUUCCAAAUCACGACCCUCGUUCAAAUCAUCUGCGUGGAGCACAGUGGUCUUUCGGAAUUCGACACGAAAAGUUCAACAGCGAAUGUAGCCCAGGGCCGUGUUAUUAUCCUGACUCGAAAAUACUACGCGAUGGCAAAGAUGGGACACCACACUACUCACUAUAUAGCCGUCAGAAGGAGGCAAUGAUAUUUUCAAAUCCUGGUCCAGGAGCCUACACUCCUGAAAACAGUGAUCACUUUGUUUUUAGCAAAGCUCCAGCGUACUCAUUAAGCUCUAGAAACAAAGAGUUCAAGGUGGACGAUGUUCCAGGUCCGAAUAGAUACAAUAUAGAUCCUAUGCUCGGAAAGACAGUUAGAAGUCAAAAGCAAUCAGCCCCAGCAUAUUCUCUGUCCAGCAGAACAAAGCUUUUCGGUGCUGCUGAGACACCUGGAGCUGGAGCAUAUAAUAUCACUGAUCUUAAUUUGUACCGAGAAGCUGCCCCUAAAUAUUCUGUAACAGGAAGAAAUCAGCUGCCAACCGACACUACGAGGAAGCCAGGUCCAGGCGCUUACUAUCCCGAAAGAGAAUGUUUGUGAUUGUUAUUUGUGUACUUCUACAACGCUGUUACAUACUUACUUUAUUGUGAUAGUAAGCCAGAAUUUACUCCAAUGUUUACAAUACACUAUAGUGUACUCAAGCAAUACCAUUUCCUCAAAGUCUCAAUAUCUGUUCAUUCUGUUAGUUGACGCUUGGUAUAUUAGCAUUCCAUAAUGUUAUGUUUUACUACCAAAGUGCAUUAUUUCCAAACAGUUGUGAGAGUUUCUGCCGCAAUACCAUACUUCAAUGUUGACAGUGGCUAGUAGAAAAACACAGCAUCGUCCCAUUUAAAUUGGGGUAAGUAAAACGUCAUAUCUACCCACGUGUUACUGGAGAAAAUUCCGUCAAGUAUAGCCCAUAAUUUUUUCAGUGAGUCAAAAUAUGUUUUGAUAAGCUAAUCUCAUGGAUACAAAUCUUAAAGCCGAAGUUCAAAACGUUUCGUGCAAGAGUCGUAAUGCAGGUGAAUGAAGGUUUGUUCAGCAAUUGGUAUAGAAUAUAAAUCUAAGCUUCAUAUGAAGCAUUAUAAACAUGACCUCAAAGUAGUUAUGCAAUCUCCUACGGUAAAAGUUACCGUUAAGUUAAAAUUUUCUGGAAACACUUUGGCUUGAUAUAACCCAAUUUUGGCUGAAAAAUCAUUUUCUAAACGCUUAGGUAAAAGAUCUUUGGAUUAAUUAAUCGCUCCAUUUGGUCAUACAAUACCCCUGUAAUAAGUCUUCUUGAAAUGAUUCACGCAAUUUCGGCCAUUGUUUCUUCAAAAAGUGAUGCUCAGACAAAUUUAUACAACAACAGAUUUAAAAAAAGCUAACCAGUUUUACAACAUAAAAAAGGUCGUGCCUAUUAAGCUGAUUUAGAUUUGGUUCUUCAGACCGUCAUAGCAUAUAGUAACUGAUAACUACAUUUACUGCUAGAUUAGCUUACUGAAGUUACAUGGCCAUUUUUAAAUGCUGGAACAUUUAAUUAAAUUUACGUGUUAUGUCAAAAUAAAUAUCAACGGCUUGAAAUCAAACCUUUCUAAUAACGACACGUUUGUUUAUCUAAAUCUCACUUGCGGUAACCACGCAACACUAUUUAUCAUAAUAAAAGUAAGGCUGUUGUGUAUUUUCUGUAAGCUUUCACACCAUUCAACAAAAUUUUGGUAGUU
Molecule: messenger RNA, 1903 nt
Organism: Schistosoma mattheei
Lineage: Eukaryota; Metazoa; Platyhelminthes; Trematoda; Strigeidida; Schistosomatidae
Source: the annotation of a GenBank genome assembly